AUUCUUAAACAAGUCGACCCCUAAAACCUUCAACCAAAAUCGAAUAAAGCCAGGUUAACACACAUACACUCGGACCUCAGUAGUCAGUACCUCACACACUUUCUUCUUAGCCGACGAGGUUGAGAACUCUCUGAAGUUUAACAAGCAAAUCUUAUUCAGAAUUUUAGGGUCAUCAAGAAUGCUGUUUAAAUUAGCAAAGUUUGGGGCUUUUUGGCGUUUCCGGACUCGAUUUGACGUGAAGGUGUGUAGAGGUGAUGUUUACACUAGGAAUGGAGUGUGUAGUUUGUUAUGUAGUUCAUUUUCUAGUAUGACUAUGUCUAAGGAUGUAGAUGAGGCAAGUAAUUUAGUUGAGUCGCCUGAACUGCCGAGUUGGGUUAAAUUUUCGGAGAAGGGGGUCUUAAGUUCUAGUCCAGAUGAUGACUUUGUGCUUCCGUCUAUCUCACAUUGGGUUGAUGAAAAUAAAGUUCUUGAUCUAAAAGUUGGAUUGGAAAGUCAAGGGGGAGAUGUUGAUGGAAGUGAUGUUGAUAAGAUAAGUAGGAUUCUGAAAAACCCGUUUGAUUCACCGGAUGAUGUUGUACAAGCUUUGAAUGAUUGUGGUGUUGCUGUAUCAAAUGAUUUGGUUGAUCAAUUGUUAAAGAGAUUUAGCAAGAAUUGGAUAAUGGCUUUUGGGUAUUUCAAAUGGGCUCAAAUGCAGGAAGGGUUUAAGCAUUUUCCACACUCUUAUAAUAUGAUGAUUGAUAUCUUAGGGAAGUCGAAGAAGUUUGAUUUAAUGUGGGAGAUGGUAGAAGAAAUGGAUCAGUUGGGAGGACACGUCACAUUUGACACAUUGACAAAAGUCAUGAGAAGGCUCGCAAAGGCUUGUAAGUAUAGUGAUGUGAUAGAAGCUUUUAGAAACAUGGAUCAGUUUCAAUUGAAGAGGGAUGUUGUUACACUAAAUGUACUGAUUGAUAUAUUAGCUAAGGAGGGGACCGUUGAGCUUGCUCAAGAUAUGUAUAAUGAGUUCAGGAAUCAGAUAACUCCAGAUAGAGUUACUUAUAAUGUAUUAAUACGUGGUUGGUGCAAAGUCGGGAAUAUGGACAAAGCAAGACAGAUUAUGGAAGAGAUGCAGAAAAGUGGGGUUUGUCCUGAUGUGAUUUCGUAUACUCCAUUCAUUAAUGCCUAUUGCCAUGAGAGGAAUUUUCGUAAAGUUGAUGAAAUUCUAGAAGAGAUGCAAGAAAAGAAUUGUCCUCCAAAUGUGGUGACUUACACUAUCGUAAUGCAUGCUCGAGGAAAGGCGAAGGAGAUAGAUGAAGCCUUGGCGAUUUCAGAAACUAUGAAGAAGAAUGGUUGUGUUCCUGAUGCCGCAUUUUGUAGUUCCUUAAUUUACAUUUUAUGUAAAGCUGGUAGGCUAAAAGAUGCUCAGGAUGUUUUCGAGGAUAUGCCAAAUCAAGGACUUAUUCCAGAUGUUUUAACAUAUAAUACAAUGAUCACAAGUGCCUGCCAUCACUUGCAAGAGGAAAAUGCUCUAAAACUACUUCAGAAAAUGGAAGAGAAUCACUGCCCACCUGAUCUGGAAACCUACAUCCCAUUAUUAAAGAUGUGUUGUAGGUUGAAAAGAAUAAAAAUGAUAUAUUUUCUACUGAGCCAUAUGUUGAGAAAUGAUGUCAGUGUUGGUCUUGAUACCUAUGUGGUUUUGAUUCGUGGGUUGUGUCGUAGUGGGAAAUUGGAACAUGCCUGCUUAUUUUUCGAGGAAGCUGUGUUAAGAAAGUUUGUUCCUUGGGAGAAUAUAUACAAGGACCUGGAGAAAAAACUUGAGGAAAGGGGUAUGAGUAAAGCAAAGAAACAAAUUGAGGAACUCAUGUUGUUAGCGAAACAACAAAAAACUUAAUCACACCUCUAAGGGAAUGAACUUUUAGCACUAUGAAGUGAAGUGCUACUUUAUACAAUGCCAGAUUAAAUUACUGCAAUCUUUUGAUGCUAGUUGGAAAUUGUCUUUUUGUGUUCUACCAUCUUAAGAAUAUUCUAAGCAAUUUGAUUCAUAAUAGCCAACCAGUAUCAUAGUAUUCUCUAAUACUGAACUUGGGCUGUUAAUACUAGUAGAAAGUCAGAAUUGAAAAGGCAUCAGCACCUUGCUUUAGUAAGCAUGUUGCUUAAACAACUUAAAUUGGUAACUAUUGUUAUUGUUUUCCUUCUUGUUUAUGUUUUCUGCAUAGGCCAAGUUAAGUUUUCUGGCCAUUAUUUUUAAACAGGUUGAGUUUAGUAACUAUUUCUUUUUGUUUA
Molecule: messenger RNA, 2259 nt
Organism: Daucus carota subsp. sativus
Lineage: Eukaryota; Viridiplantae; Streptophyta; Magnoliopsida; Apiales; Apiaceae
Product: pentatricopeptide repeat-containing protein At3g22670, mitochondrial
Exons: 2
Coding region: 179-1867 (562 amino acids)
Molecular function (GO): protein binding
Source: RefSeq, a predicted model, not a curated record